Messenger RNA from Haliotis rufescens (red abalone), 1987 nucleotides. Its product is annotated as phytanoyl-CoA hydroxylase-interacting protein-like. The coding region runs from base 176 to 913 and encodes 245 amino acids. The record is from RefSeq and is a predicted model, not a curated record. Lineage: Eukaryota; Metazoa; Mollusca; Gastropoda; Lepetellida; Haliotidae. The transcript is spliced from 2 exons.
CGAAAAUGUCAAGGUUGUUGACGAGCAGUUAACAGUUGGAUACGGCAAUACAGACAUGUUUGCACACGAGUGUAUUGGGAUAAUAAUAGUGCCAACGUAUACGAAUAACAAACAUUACUAGUCCAGUCACCGUAUGAAGAAGGAACUAGAAAAGGAAGUAGGUUGAGACUGCGUAAUGGCUGAAGGAGGAAGCAUAAAUGAUGAGAAAGAAUAUCUGAGAAAGCUGCUGCGUAAAGCUGAGGACCACUGCAGUGAAGGCAGUAUUGAUACUGUGUCUACCCUCUAUCGCAACAAGCCGUCAUCCUAUUUCGAUGACAUUCGGCAGAACCACAAUAACAUCAUGGAACCUUAUCUGAAGGACAAUGGCGGAGACCAACGCUGUCCAAUAAAUGGGAGACUGAAGGGUCUUUUCUUUAACGUGACACUUAGGAAUGGACAUCUGCCAGAUAUGUCGCCUUUUGGAGACACGAGAGUGAAAAUGCCACUGAGCGAGGUUUUUGAUGAUUCAGCAAAUCUGUAUUUUGCUGACUUCUACUGCAAGCCCUCACGCAGGCGUGUUCACUACGUCACCUUGGUUCUGACACAUUCAGGAUCACAGGCAGACAGUUUCUGUCAGACACACCUGCUGAAGCUUGAUUCGUACACCAACAUUUAUUUGCGAAAAAAACCAUACUUAUCUGGCACAUACGAGACACUGGACCGUCCUGCAGUUCACGUGGAGGUCAUGUAUACAGAGGCCGUGAACAUGACACACAGGGUUCUCUCCCUUACUAGUACCUUUGGUCAAGGUCACAGCACACGAGGUGGAAUAAGGAAGACUGUGGGCUGCAGCAUAUGCAAUGUUGGGGAUACAUCUUUGAAUGAGAUGCUUCGCAAGCUACUGGCAGCAUUUAGUCGCGAGGGUUCCUUCUAGAAAUACCAAUCGGGUGUUUUGCUUCAUGAUCAGACAAGCGCAUGAACGCCAGAUCAUACACCAAAUUAUCAGCGAUAAUAGCCUGUCAUUAAAUGUAAGACACAAAGCUGAUCUCAUUUUGGUUAAAUGUAAUGUUUAACGAACUCAUCCAUACAACAGGGAUGUGAACUCUGGCUGGAUGCAAUGUUAUUUCUAAUUAUGUCUUAUUGACUCGGCAGCAGUUAUUGAUGCUCAUGUCAUGAAGAAAUGUUUCUUAUGCUUCUGUUAGGCUGCUGUGUUGUAAUAUACAAUAACAUACCAAAUAUGGUAUGAAAUACAUAAUAACAUUCACCUAGUCAAAAGUGACGAGAAACACACAGCUGAUAUUUUGUGUAAAUGGCAAUGGCCACCUGUAAAUUGUAAUAUUUGCUUGCGGCACCAUGGUUGGCAGUCAUACGGUUGUUGCACAUGUUGCCAACAAAUUGCUCUUGUCAUCAGUGACCGACCAUUUGAUUUUCUAAGGGGGCCUGGAAUUUGUUUCUUCUCUAUAAAUUCUUCCAGUCCUACCAUAAUUUUUCUCUCUCACUUUCGGGAAGGUGGGGUUACCCUUGUGUUUAAAGCGUUUACGCGUCUUGCUGAAGGCCCGGGUUCGAAUCCCGCAUGUGUAAAGCCUAUUGGUAGUGUUCCCAGGCGUCUUAUUGCUUGAAUAUUGCUAAAGGCGGUGUUAGACCAUACACACUCGCGCACGCUCAAUUCUAUUUACUUUUACUCUUGACUAACUCCAGAUUGUUACAAAAUGCAUCGUUUUUCAAAAGAAUUGAUAAAAUAAUGCUCCGUAGAAAUAUAAUUAAUUUUUCGCAACCUGUUGUAUGUGUGCAGUGCUUGGACUUAACAUAGUCAUUUCUUGGAAGUCACAGUGAGAAGGGAUUUCAUGGAAAUGAGGUGUCUGCAGGAAAAAGGAUACCUCCUUUUUCCCAAUCAGUAUCAAGCAUUCCACUACUUUCUACUCGUAUUUCAUAUUGUGUGUGGUUUCUGUUUUUAUAUUUACAUUGUGCUUAUGUGCGCCGUGCAUUUGAAAUAAAUUUUUACCCCUUA